AUGACUCUGGUAGAGACGUGGGUCUCCUCCCCCUGGGGACCGUCCUUGGCCAGCCCGAAAUCGGAGAGCUUCGCCUUGUAAUCCUAAAGACCAGGAGGGAGAAGAGGGAAGAGAUCGAGAUGAUGAUGAUGAAGAAGAAGAAGGUGGAGGAGUGAGGAAGGAGGGAGAAGGGGGAGGGGAGGAGCUUACGCAGUCCAGCAAGAUGUUGGAGGCCUUAAAAUCCCGGUAGAUGACGGGCUUUUCAGCCUCGUGGAGGAAAGCUAGCCCCUUCGCCGCCCCCACCGCGAUCUUCAGCCUCGUCAUCCAAGGCAGCGACGCGAAAAAUCCUGCCAGCAAGAGCAUUGGCAGACCUGAAGAGACAGAUAUAUACAUAUAGAUAGAGAGAGAGAGAGGUAGAUAGAUAGAUAGAUAUAGCUAUAUAGAUAGAUAGUUAGAUAGGUAGAUAGAUAGAUAGACAUAGCUAUAUAGAUUAGGUAGGUAGGUAGGUAGAUAGAUAGAUAGGCGAGGCUCAGAGGGAGGAACAAGCAUUACUUCUGAAGAGAUGGUUCUCCAGGCUGCCCCUGGCCAUGAACUCGUACACGAGAAGGCGGUGCUCUUCCUCGCAGCAGUAGCCUAUGAGCUUGACGAGGUUGGGGUGACUCAGCUGGCCCAGGAAGAUCACCUCCGCCUGAGGAAUCAGACGACCAACGGCGGUGAAUCAGCGCGGGGAUCGGUCAAUGACGAGCAUCGCUCUCCGACGACGGCGGCGCCGCCGGCGGAGGAUCGUUCUUACCAGCCAUUCGCGGUGGCCCUGGUGGCCCUCCUUGUCGAGCAGCUUCACGGCCACCUGCUGCGCCUUCAGCCCCGGCCGGAGCUUCUCGUCCACGAACCCCUUGUACACCGGCCCGAAGCCGCCCUCUCCGAUGAGAUGGCCGCUGGAGAAGUGCUGCGUCACCGUCUUCAGCUCCGCCAGCGUGAAGACAUGAAGGUCAGCGCCGACGAGGGACAGUGAGAGGUCCUCCGGCGAGAAGGCGGCGCCGCCGUUGAAGCUAGCGUCGGAGAAGGACGACCGCCGGAGCGAUCUCUGCUUGGCAUGGACGGCGCCGCCGGCCACCGAGGGGCUGUCCCCCACUCUACCGUAGCAGGCGAAGAACCUCCUCCAUGAGAGAUUACUCUUCUUCUCCAUCCCCAUACUCCGCCGCCCGGGAGGAGCGGAGAAGACCAGACUCGCCGCCGCAGACGGCGGCGGCAAGAGAAGCCCUCCCUGAAAUUGCAAUCGUCAGGAAGCGGUAGGCACUGCGACGACGAUCCCUUCAAGUAAACCGCCCAAAUAUAUUCGUACGCCGCUCGCCGCUCGCCGCUCGCCGCCAACCACUCUACCCGAUAUGUAGAAGAUUUCGCCGGAGACGCCGUCAUCUUCUUCGGCGACCAUGA
Messenger RNA from Spirodela intermedia, 1413 nucleotides. The record is from the annotation of a GenBank genome assembly. NCBI's taxonomy places the organism in Eukaryota, Viridiplantae, Streptophyta, Magnoliopsida, Alismatales, Araceae.